Molecule: messenger RNA, 1501 nt
Organism: Ilex paraguariensis (yerba mate)
Lineage: Eukaryota; Viridiplantae; Streptophyta; Magnoliopsida; Aquifoliales; Aquifoliaceae
Source: the annotation of a GenBank genome assembly
CUCUCUCUCUCUCUCUCUGAACUAUUGCUCUUUUUCCCAAUCUCUCUCUUGCAAAACUAUUCACUUUCUCAGAUUCUUGUAUGUUUCUGGGUUUUCUUUGAUGGUUUUGCAGAUAUGGCUGUUGAAUUGAUGACUAAUGGUUACAGAAACGACGGUUUUAUCACCAAAAUGGAAGAGAAUGCUGCACAAGAAGCAGCCACCGCAGGUCUUCAGAGCGUCGAGAAGCUCAUCAGAUUGCUCUCUCAAUCCCAACAACAUCAACAUCAUCAGGGUUCUUCUGCUUCUUCUUCUUCAAACCCUAGACCCACCUCCAUGGAUGCUAAUACAGAUUACAGGGCUGUUGCCGAUGUCGCAGUUAACAAGUUCAAGAAGUUCAUUUCAGUUCUCGAUCGAACCAGAACCGGUCACGCUCGGUUCCGCAGAGGUCCGGUGACAAACCCACCUCCACAACAACAGCAACAGAAAAUCAUCACAAAAGAAUCUGAGCCAGUUGUUCCACCCACCACCAACCACCGUCAAACGGUGGAGGAGAAGCUAAUAAUCCCGGGUGGGUCUAGCUCUAGGGUUUAUUGUCCGAUGCCGAUUCAACGCCUCCCUCCUCUUCCUCACAACCACCAUCAAUUGCUUAAAAAUGGACCAAUCGAGAGAAAAGAGUCCUCGACUACAAUCAAUUUUGCUUCCGCUUCGCCUGGGAACUCUUUCAUGUCAUCUUUGACCGGCGAGACCGAUAGUUUACAACAUUCAAUGUCAUCUGGGUUUCAGAUUACAAAUCUGUCUCAGGUCUCAUCGGCCGGUAAGCCUCCUCUCUCAUCGUCUUCUUUCAAGAGGAAGUGCAGUUCAAUGGACGAUAUGGCUGCCAAGUGUAGCGCUGGGUCUUCUGGGAGGUGCCAUUGCCCCAAGAAAAGGAAAUCAAAGGUGAAGAGAGUGUUGAGAGUGCCGGCUAUAAGCAUGAAGAUGGCUGAUAUUCCACCGGAUGAUUACUCUUGGAGAAAGUAUGGUCAAAAGCCCAUCAAAGGUUCCCCACAUCCCAGGGGAUAUUAUAAGUGCAGUAGUGUGAGAGGUUGCCCAGCACGAAAGCAUGUGGAGAGAGCACCGGAUGAUCCAGCCAUGUUGAUUGUCACCUAUGAGGCUGAACAUAAUCACUCCCACUCUGUUUCAGAGGCACCAGCGUCUCUAAUCCUUGAAUCAUCUUAAUCUGAUCAUUCCCAUCAUCCAACGGCCCAGAGGAAAUCUUACCCACCAGAAGAAAAGGACAAUCUUUAUCUCCAGGACAAAGUAAAGGAAAGGAGGAGAGGGGAGGGGAGAAUCAAGUAGUACUAGCAUUUACACAACUCAAUGGUCAACGCUGUCCAUUACUUUAUUUCUUUUCUCUCUCUUCCACCUCUUUGUGCCGUUGAAAACUUGUUAUUCACUUUGGAAAAAGUUAAAAAAGAAAAGAAAAAAAGAGAGCACAUCGUGGAUUUGGUGGGAAUUGAAUCAUGGAAAUAGUGGUUUUUUUGUC